Messenger RNA from Xenopus tropicalis (tropical clawed frog), 819 nucleotides. RefSeq names its product MAX dimerization protein 4 (gene mxd4). The transcript has 6 exons. Bases 146 to 760 code for a protein of 204 amino acids. The record is from RefSeq and is marked provisional. NCBI's taxonomy places the organism in Eukaryota, Metazoa, Chordata, Amphibia, Anura, Pipidae. Gene Ontology annotation, cellular component: nucleus. Gene Ontology annotation, molecular function: protein dimerization activity.
GAACUCUUUGUAGUUGGUUCCCACUUCAUUUGCUUUUUCAGACCUUCCCUGCAAGAGUUCCAAGGGAACAACUUUAUUGCUUUUCUCCUUGUCAGUAUCCAGCAGCAUAGACCUGCCUGUGUAUAAAUCUAUUUAUAUAGCAAGUAUGGAGUUGAACUCUCUGUUAAUCCUUCUGGAGGCAGCUGAAUAUUUGGAAAGAAGAGAUCGAGAAGCAGAACAUGGCUAUGCAUCAGUUUUACCUUUUGACAGUGAUUACUCCAUGAAGAAAACCAAAGCAGCCUCCUCCUUAUCUAGGAAAUCUCAGAACAACAGGUCAUCGCACAACGAAUUAGAAAAACACAGGCGAGCAAAAUUACGAUUAUAUUUGGAGCAGCUAAAGCAACUCGUGCCUCUUGGGCCAGAUAGCAACAGACAUACUACUCUAAGCCUUCUGAAAAGAGCCAAAAUGCACAUAAAGAAACUAGAAGAACAGGACAGAAAAGCUCUCAAUGUUAAAGAACAGCUUCAGAGAGAACAUCGCUACCUCAAGCGCCGUUUAGAGCAGCUCUCCGUGCACGGGAUGGAACGAAUGCGCACUGACAGCAUGGGCUCCAUUAUAUCCACAGAUUCGGAGCAAGAGGUCGAUAUUGAAGGCAUGGAGUUCACGCCAGGGGAAAUAGACAGUAUUGGCAGUGACGUUGAUGACCACUACAGUUUGCAAAGCGGCUCCAGCAGUAGUGGAUACACACAUUCCCUGAGGCUCAAUUCCAGACUUUCAUAGUGGCCUGAACACUGGACCAAUUCAGGACCACCAAGCUGAAGGCACUUAUAAAGAGAAAA